CCGACUGGCCGCCUGACUUACCUCCUGUACGACGCAUUCAACUCGCCUCCGUGUGUGCAGUCAAGCCAGCGUCCUGCUCUUUCCCCAAACUACAAGACAUCUGAACACUUUACCCCACAUCCCGAGGGCUGUGGGAGCUUGUGCUGGGAGUCGGGGGCUCGCCAAGAUGUCUACAGAGGAGCAAGAAUAUCCCGAAGCGGUACUGGUGACAGAGGCCGGGCCGCAGUGGCUCCGAGCCGAGGUCGAGCGUCUUACCAGGGAGCUCCGUGAGACGACCCAUGAGAAGAUCCAGGCGGCUGAGUACGGGCUGGCUGUGCUGGAGGAGAAACAGCAGCUCAAGCAGCAGUAUGAUGAGUUGGAGACCGAGUACGAGGCGGUUCGACAGGAGCUGGAUCAGCUGAAGGAGGCCUUUGGACAAGCUUACUCAACCCACAGGAAGGUGGCAGCAGAUGGGGAAAGCAGGGAGGAGUCACUGAUCCUGGAGUCUGCCAGUAAGGAGGCUCUCUACCAGCAGAAGGUCCUGGAGCUGCAGAAUGAGCUCCGGCAGACCAAAGCCUCCCUCGUCAGUGCACAAGCAGAAAAUGAUCGCCUGUCCUCCAUUAUCCUGGAGACAAGAGAGAAUUCAGAGCUGGUGGAGAUGCAGCGCAGUCAGCUGCGUGAUGAGAUCAGAGAGUUCAAGGUGCGAGAGGCUCGUGUGCUGCAGGACUACAGCGAGCUGGAGGAGGAGAACAUCUCUCUUCAGAAGCAAGUGUCAGUGCUGAGACAAAACCAGGUGGAAUUUGAAGGUCUCAAGCAUGAGAUCCGCCGUGUGGAGGAGGACUCGCAGUGUCUCCACAGUCAGCUGGAUGAAGCCAUGCGUCUGAGAGAAAUAGCUGAGCGACAGCUAACAGAGGCCUUAGAAACAAUUAAAACAGAGCGAGAGCAGAAGGCCACCCUGCGCAAAGAGCUGUCCCACUAUAUGACCAUCGGUGGCUCUGUGUACAACAGUGCUUUCAAUAUCUCCAUCGACACCCUAAAGCUCCGCGAGGAUCCAUCCACCGUCUGUGAGCCUGACAACGAUGAUCUAAUCCGAGGCUUUGAAAACGGCUUGGUUAAGACAAGCGAAGGUGAUGAAGACAGAGGUGCUGUGAGCAAGAAAGGAGCGGCCUUUAAGCCAGCUCCUAGCCUGGUGGAUGACCUGCUCAGUGAGCUCAACAUCUCUGAGAUCCAGAAACUUAAACAGCAGCUUGUACAGGUGGAGCGUGAGAAAGUGGCCCUGAUCAAUUCUCUGCAGGAGAGUCAGAAGCAGCUGGAACAGGCCUAUGGGACUAUGUCUGAGCAAAAGGAAACUGUCAACAGGCUGACUGAGAACCUCAGCGCAAUAAGGAAACUUCAGGCCAGUAAGGAGCGCCAGUCUGCCCUCGACAGUGAAAAAGACAGGGACAGCCAUGAUGAUGGAGACUAUUAUGAGCUGGACAUCAACGGCCCUGAGAUCCUGCAGUGUAAAUACACUGUGGCGGUGUCUGAAGCUGGGGAGCUGAGGCAGGAGCUGAAGACACUGAGGGAACAGUACCAGCAGUGUCAAACCCAGUAUGAAGAUGAGCGAGCACGGCUGGAGAGUGACGUCCAGGACUUGAGGUCGAGGUUGACGUCACUUGAGAAAAUUAGCCAAGCAGAUAAAGCAGAGAUGGCUCGUCUGGAGAAGGAGCUCCGUCUGGUCAGUGAGGCUGCAAGAGAAUCACUUGGCAGCCUUAAUGUUGCCCAGGAUGAGCUCAUAACUUUCAGUGAAGAACUGGCCAAUCUCUACAACCACGUGUGUAUAUGCAACAAUGAGACUCCUAACCGUGUCAUGCUCGACUACUACAAGGAAGGCAAGGCCAUGAUGAGACGGGGGCACGAAGGGAAGGAGCAGCAGUCUUCUUUGCUUAUCACUGAUGGGCUGAUCACUGAGGCUGAACCUGGAAAAUCCAACACCAGCAGCACCACACCUGGCCCAGCUCCAGUCCCAGAGCACCGCCCAGAACCCAUGAACAUCUAUAACCUCGUAGCCAUCAUCAGGGACCAGAUCCGCCACCUGCAGCAGGCAGUGGACCGCACCACAGAGCUGUCACGCCAGAGACUUGCCAAUCUGGAGCUGAACACAGUGCCAGACAAAGACAAAGAGGCUUGCAUGGAAGAGAUCCUCAAACUGAAAUCCCUACUAAGCACCAAAAGGGAACAGAUCGCCACUCUCAGAGCUGUGCUGAAGGCCAACAAACAGACAGCUGAGGUGGCUCUGGCAAACCUGAAGAGUAAGUAUGAUAGUGAGAAGGCCAUGGUGACUGAGACAAUGAUGAAGCUCCGCAAUGAACUCAAGGCCCUGAAGGAGGAUGCUGCCACGUUCUCCUCUCUUCGAGCCAUGUUUGCUACAAGGUGUGAUGAGUAUGUGACCCAGCUGGAUGACAUGCAGAGGCAACUGGCUGCAGCUGAGGAUGAGAAGAAGACUCUGAAUUCUCUGUUACGUAUGGCCAUCCAGCAAAAACUGGCCUUAACCCAGCGACUGGAGGACUUGGAGUUUGACCAUGAGCAGGCACGCCGUAACAGUGCCACAGCGGUGGGAGGCAAGGGCAAAACAAAGGGCAAGGGAGGGUCUUCCACCCAGCAUUAAAUCAAACAAGCCAAGUAUCCUUAAGGAGCUUCGUCAGGGUGUCUGGAAGAAUUACCAGUUGUCUGGGCUCCUGGUUUCUUCGCUCUUUAAUCAUGGGCCAAAUCAUGUCAUUGCUAACACAAGAGCAUAUCCAACAGUAUUUGCCAAGGACCUUGUUCUAGAGUGCCAAAACAAAUGUAACAUUUGUGUCAAACAGUGUGACUGCUAAAAGUAUGACUCAUCACAUCAGCUGCCCACCGUGGUCCUUCAGUCCAGAAAUAUGAACGACUGUUGCAUAUAACUAUAUCUCCUCUUUAGAUCAUUGAAACAUAAUGCAAUACAUUGUUUUUGUUAUAUGAUCCUUUGAAUAUGGAGCUUCAGAUUCAUGGUCAAGAUUUUAUAUAACUGGGCUCCACUGUUACAAACUCAAGUGUGCUUAUUAUGACUGAAGAGCAUUAAUGCAAGGCUUAAAGAUUUCUAAUUUAAGGUCAGAUGUUCAUACUGUUCAUAAGCUUUAUUCAUGAAAGUUUAAUUGUUUUAAUAGUUUUUUGUAAACUUGACAUCCAUUGUCUAUAAACAGUAACCCUACAGUG
Monopterus albus (swamp eel) is the source of this 3198-nucleotide messenger RNA. RefSeq names its product protein bicaudal D homolog 2-like. NCBI's taxonomy places the organism in Eukaryota, Metazoa, Chordata, Actinopteri, Synbranchiformes, Synbranchidae. Gene Ontology annotation, biological process: regulation of microtubule cytoskeleton organization; microtubule anchoring at microtubule organizing center; protein localization to organelle. The coding region runs from base 167 to 2626 and encodes 819 amino acids. Gene Ontology annotation, cellular component: Golgi apparatus; cytosol. The transcript has 10 exons. The record is from RefSeq and is a predicted model, not a curated record. Gene Ontology annotation, molecular function: dynactin binding; cytoskeletal adaptor activity; dynein complex binding.